AUGACCAAGGGUACCCAGUCGUUCGGUAAGAGGCACAACAAGUCCCACGUCCUUUGCCGCCGUUGCGGUCGUCGUUCCUUCCACGUCCAGAAGCACACCUGUUCUUCCUGUGGAUACCCCGCUGCCAAGACCAGGAAGUUCAACUGGUCUGACAAGGGCAAGCGCAGAAAGACCACUGGUACCGGUCGCAUGUCCCACUUGAAGGACGUCUACCGUCGCUUCCAGAACGGCUUCCAGGAGGGUCAGGCCAAGAAGGCCGGCUCCGCCAAGGCUGAGGCUACCGCUUAA
This is a messenger RNA of Saitoella complicata NRRL Y-17804, 288 nucleotides long. Its product is annotated as 60S ribosomal protein L37. Gene Ontology annotation, molecular function: structural constituent of ribosome; RNA binding. The coding region runs from base 1 to 288 and encodes 95 amino acids. The transcript is spliced from 3 exons. Gene Ontology annotation, biological process: translation. NCBI's taxonomy places the organism in Eukaryota, Fungi, Ascomycota, Saitoellomycetes, Saitoellales, Saitoellaceae. The record is from RefSeq and is a predicted model, not a curated record. Gene Ontology annotation, cellular component: ribosome; cytosolic large ribosomal subunit.